Molecule: messenger RNA, 4267 nt
Organism: Stegodyphus dumicola
Lineage: Eukaryota; Metazoa; Arthropoda; Arachnida; Araneae; Eresidae
Gene: Schip1
Product: Schwannomin interacting protein 1
Biological process (GO): positive regulation of hippo signaling
Cellular component (GO): cell junction; plasma membrane
Source: RefSeq, a predicted model, not a curated record
GAGGAACACAGUGAUCACGUCUGCGGCAUCAUACAGAGACGCCAUUGCUGAGAUCUUUUCUCCGCUCUUCCUGAAACAUCGUCAGCCACGCCCAACGUGCAAGUACUCGACGUACAGUGUACGCUACCGAGCUGUACAAAACCUGAAGUCGUUAACUCGGUUUGGACUCUGGCUGCGCCUUUUGAGCGGCGGUUACUUACGCCAUGGAGCAUCGGAAACGUGGAAGGGAUGAGGUUAAAGCAUGAAAUUAGGCAGGUGGAAGCGCCGCAUUCUCUUGUAUUAAGCAAUAAUUCCACAAGAGAGAUUGGAGACAUAAUUCUGAAGUCUGUUGAUAAAGUUUCGCCGGAAACUUUAAGCCACAGGUUGCAAAAAGGAUGGCAGCAUCUCCAGGAAUGUCCAGAUCCCUUCAACAACAACAACAAUCCCUUAGACUUCAACGACAACAACAACCUCGAUGACGUCAGCGUGGCUUCUUCUGCAGAGGUCAACGCUUCGUUUGUGGAUGGCGAUUACAGAGCCAUGUCAUCCGAUGAGAGUGGGUCAAGUUCGGAAGAUGAGAGUAGUGCGAGUUAUAGCGAUACAAGCCCAUUAUUGGAUGUGAGCAGUUUGGGAAAUAGCGAUGUCAGCCUGGAUUCAGAUAUGUCAGAAGACAGUAGUAGCAGCAGUAGCAGCAGCAGCUCUGAAGGCAGCAUACUUGAAAGCUGUAAUGCUAACAACAACAAUGGCGAAGAUGAGGAAGAAGAUAUGGCUAGUCUGGAUGCAACUUCAAUGCAGUCGUCUUGGAUGUCUUUCUCGUCCGCCGCGUCAUCGCCUUCUGGCUCAGUUGCACCGCCACGUGGCCAAGUUAUCCUUCCGGAUGUUCUUCCUGUGGGCAAGAUGCCUAGAAACGACGAUGAUGAACCUAUGUUAUGCGACAAUAAUACCUCAGCUUCCCUCGUAGCUACAAGAAAUCUCGAGAUCACUUUUGGAAAAAGGAGAACUGCUCAGGAUGCGGGAGCCUCUAGAAUGUCUGGCGAUUGUUGUCUUGUUGAAAUCACAACCCAGCCCGAUGUUCAGGUUGAUAUUCGAGUGAAUCCAGUGUCAUCAAGAAUACACAGAGAAGGUAAAUCAAAUAUGGCCGUCAAGCAUGGAAAUACUUAUCCGCGAGAAACAAAAAGUAAUAAACGAUAUUUGAAGAAUAGAGAUUUAAACUCGUGGAUAGUGAAUGAUUCCUUCGAUGACCAUUAUGAUGAUACAUCAAAAUACUGGACUUUAGGUGAAGGAAUUCGCCUGAAUAAUUUUACCAUCGUAAAUGGAUUCAAAACUCUUAGUCUCACGGAAUUAGUCAAUCCUAACACAAAUGAAAAACAAGAAACUAUACCUAAAUUUGAUUACAGGAACAGAAGUACCACCGGAAAUUCUAAGCCCUCAAAGCCAAAUACUUCUCCACCUUUGACCAAUAGUUACCAAAAUUUUGAGCGGAAUUUUUCUAAGCUGCCGGCGAAUGUUCACAUGUGUUGUAAAGAUAACUGGCGAUUCCAGCGGGAUAAUAACAGUGUAGCUCUUAAGCAUAAAACGCCAAAGAUGGAAGAAUCUACCAUUAACAAGAGCAGUUCGGUCCCAUCGAAACCUAAUAUCGAAUCUUUUGUAGCUAGAGUUGGCUCUCAAAACACUAGGAGCAUUGUUCCUAAAGAUACUGUGGUGGAAAAAACGAAACAGCAUAUUACCACUAGGAUUUCAGGAAUGGAUAAUAACUCAAAUACGCUAAUGCAAGCCGAAAAGCCGCCUAAUUGUAAAGAUCUUGGCCGGAAAGAAGCUACAUUCUACAGUUCAAAAACGAAACCCAGUGACAGUAAACUGUCAUCUCCUGAGUUGUUUGAAGUUUACACGAUGGAAACAGCUAUACCUUACAUUAACUGGGCAGCUAUCAAUAAACCUAACAGAGAAAAUGAUUGGAUUAGGAAGGUAAGGAGGCGAAAUGACAGAGAAGAAAUUAGAAGAAAACUUGCAAUGGACUCUGAUACUGAGGAUUAUAUCUCAGAAAAACUUAAUCAACAUAGAGAAAAUGGUAGUUCUUUUGAUCGAUUAAAAGGAAGUGGCAAUCUACAAAUAUGUUUUAUGAAUGAGGCUGCUAAAGAUCAAGAUUUACCUAAUGCCGAGGAGGAAAAUGCUGUAGAUAAAAAUAAAAUGCCAAUGCCAAAACUCCAAAAACCAGUUUUACAUUUGCCUUCUACAAAUUUCCAGAAAUGUGAUAAGGGUACUGCUGUAAAGGUGCAAAACAAUAAUAAUGCUCCUGCAUCUGUGACAAAACGACAGAGGCCAAAAUUUUUCUUCAACCGCCCACGUAGCUGGCAUGCUGCAAAGCCAGAAGAAAGUGCUUAUCCUGAAGAAGAUCUUUUAACGCGUCACAUUCGCUUGCAGGCUGAAGCACGAGAGGCAUUGGCUCAAGCAAAAGAUAUGGCUAGAAUGCAAAUGGAGAUAGAAAGGCAAAAGAAAAAGAAAAGUCCAAUAGCAGAUAUAGUUGGUCUUCCUUUUCCAGAUGGUAAAAACCUUUUAACGCAUCAUGCUCUGGUAGCCAUGAAUGUUGCCCAGCUGCAAGUUAUUGUAAAUGAUCUACAUUCUCAAAUUGAAACUCUAAAUGAAGAUUUGGUGAAAUUUCUAUUAGAAAGAGAUGAUUUGCACAUGGAGCAGGACUCUAUGCUUGUGGAUAUUGAAGAUUUGACUAGAUAUUUAGGAUUGAAAGGAAGCUCAGGUGUUAGUUCAUCCAGUUCUCAAAUUUCUGUGAACAGUAAUUCUGAUAAAAAGGUUUCAAAGACAGAAUCUGUGCGGAGGUCACAGAGUGUUCACUUAAAAUCAAAGAACCUCAUGUAGCCUCUACAGCAGCUCACACUCUUUGGCAACGGUUGCAGUCGCAGAUGAAGCCGCUUCAAAUGAAAAGCAAGCAACUGCACUGAAUGUUCAAAAUGUGCUUUUCAUUCUUUGAGAGAUCUGUGUCAUAGUGAAUGUUAUGUACUGUUUUUGUACAGUAAACUGAUAUUUCCGACUGUGCACUUCACAUUUAAAAUGCUAAAAAUAUAUGUAGAUAAAGAAAAUAAUCAUUUUGUAUAUUACUUUUAAAUAUUUAAUUCAACCAUUCCAUAUUAAUUUAAAUGUGUUUGUAUGAAACAGUAAAUGCUGUUCAUUUACUUUUGUGAUAUAAUUAACAAAAUCUUUAUCUUUGAUAUCUCACAUUUCUUAUGUAUUAGCUAUAUAUUUUAAACUUUAAGUAAUCAUGUACAUUAAAUAAUACCUCAUAAAAACAUGAAAAAUAUUAUGAAAAUCCUUUGUACUUUUUCAGAAGUAGUCAUAUUUUUAUCCAAAAUUUAUAUAAAAGGUGUUACUUAAUGUUUAGUUUAUAUUUAUACUGCACUUAAGUUUCACAUAUAUUUGCAAACUAGAACAAACUAAAAAACCACAUAAUUUAUUAAUGAUAUACAUAUUUAUUUAUAACAUCAGUCCGUCUACAGUAUAAAUUUCCACAGAAAUUAUCUUACAAAUUUAUUUUCUGAAUUAUUUUUCAAUGAAUUUUAUCUCUACAAAUAGAAUUUAAAAUUUAAAAAAAAAAAAAAAAGAAUUUUUUUUUAACCUACUCAGAAUAGUAAGAAUUCCAUUUUAAAUUACCCAGUGAACGACUGGAAUAUCUCCAUUUCAGGUGUCUUUUAUAUUCAAUGGUGCAUAGACUGUUUCACUAAUGGGUUGCACAGACACGUGGAAGCUCAUAAUUUAUAACUUAAAAUAUAUUUGAGAUAAAAAUAACAUUUUUGAGAUCAUAUCAAAAAAUUUUAUUUGCUUCCAUGUGUAUUUUGUAUAUAUACACAUGAAAGCUGGUAAUUUAUAUAACUUAUAAUAUUAUAAACAUAAUUUAUAAACAUAUUUGAGAAGAAAUAAAUUCAUGAGUAAUUGAUUGAAAUUGUACAUACAAAUUCAUCUCUAAAUGUAGUUGUGUUUAGAAAUGAUUUGGAGAAACUAGUUAACUUGUAAAUAAGUAAAUUACAAUAUUUAAAGAAAUAAGGCCAUAAAACUAAAAUCAGACUGGGUUCAAUCCUUUUUUAAGUCAUCAUUAAUUCUAUUAAUGUAUAAAAGUAAACUAUUGAGAUCAGUUUCCAUCAUCAGUAAGUAGCAUUGGCAAUACAAGAAUUUUAUUGUAUCAUCUAAUUUCUAGCACAAAUUAUGUCUGAAAUAAUAUAGUAAUAUAUGUGUACCCUAUUUAAUGCUUAUUGUUGAAUAAAGUACUUAAACAAUACUUUUA